Carassius gibelio (silver crucian carp) is the source of this 1477-nucleotide messenger RNA. RefSeq lists its product as uncharacterized. The transcript is spliced from 4 exons. The coding region runs from base 15 to 752 and encodes 245 amino acids. The record is from RefSeq and is a predicted model, not a curated record. Lineage: Eukaryota; Metazoa; Chordata; Actinopteri; Cypriniformes; Cyprinidae.
AGGUCGUGUUGGUGAUGGAGAGAGACUCUGUCAUUCUACCCUCGGGUCUAUCUGAAAUACAGAGAGAAGAUCAGAUUACCUGGAAGUUUAAAGACACACUCAUAGCUAAAAUAAAUGAAACCGCUGGAAUCUUCUCUACAUAUGAUGAUGUUCUUGAUGGGAGAUUCAGGUACAGACUGCAUCUGACCAAUCAGACUGGAUCGCUGAUCGUCACUAACGUCAAACCCAACAUUUCUGGACUUUAUGAAAUCAACAUCAGCAAGAGCAGCAGCAGAUACACCACGCACAAGACGUUCAAUGUGACUUCCAAGGAAGGAGAGAGCAGGCAGUCUGCGACGGAGGGAAAUUCUGUCACGCUACUAUCUGGUGUUUCUGAAAUACACAGCGAUGACGUGAUCGUAUGGAGGUCUGAGCAUGGAGACUCUAUCAUAGCAAAAAUCGAUAGAGGGAAGGUCUUCACUACGCAGGACGGAGCCGAUGGGAGAUACAGCGGCACACUGGAGCUGGACAGUAAGACCGGAUCUCUGACCAUCAGGCACAUCAGAACUGAACACGCUGGACUUUAUCACCUGGAUAUCACCGGCCAGCGGCGCACAAUAUUCAAGAGAUUCUUUAUUUCUGUCUGUUCACAGAAUUGGUUUCGAUAUGUUAUGGUGGUAAUUGUUGUUGCUGUUUUGCUGUUGGUCGUGAUUGGAGCUAUUGCUGUGAUUCGUUGUCGUCAAACACAAAAUGUUAACGGCUCUGUAAUAUGAGAGCAUUGUUUUGAUAGUGUUCAAUCCCACUGGAGGAGGAAACGAAAUCCAGCUAAAAAUAUGCACCAAGCUCAACCAGCUUUUGUACCAUGACCUUUUCAAAAGGAAUAAUUUAAUUAAUUAAAAUAAUGUUGCUUUGAUGUAUGAUCAAUAUUCAAGCCCUAAUGCUUUGUGUUUUCAUUAGUUUGUCUGACAAGAGAAUAUUACUGUACUGUACAGUUUCCUCACACAUUUAUAUGUAGUAUUGAAUAGAACAUGGUGCUAGCAACAUAAAUGAAAACUGAAUGCAAUCUGAGUUGUUUUGUGCUAUCUCUAAAAUACUUUUAGCUUUUUUUGCAACCAAGUAAAAAAGUGCCUUAAAAUCAAGCAGGGAAAUCUUUUUAUGUUGUAAAUUGGAAUCUAUGUUUUAGACUCUUAACUGCUGUAAACUGUGAAUUUGUUUGCCGUUAAAAGUUUUUUUGAGUUUAUUAUCUGACAUAACGGAGUACUGAGCUUUUGCUGAUUGAUUUUAAAGUUUGACCUUUAACAUUUUAGGCUUCUUGGAAAAUACUGAUCUGAAGAUUCAUAAUAGAAAGCUGUCUGAAUGACUUUGUUUAUCUCUUCCAUAUUAUUUUUUAUAUUCUCUCAGUUCAUUUGUUGCUCAUUUCAUCGGUCAUUGUCAAAUCUUAUUUUAUUAUGUGGUGUCUUGUCUUUACAAGUAAAUUAGAAAUAUGGGAAAGUCUCCA